AGAUUGCUUCGUAGACUUUUCCUAAAAGCAUCUAUCAGUGUAUUUCGUGAUUGAACAUGUAAGUCGAGAGAAACGAUAUUGAAUAAAACUUAUUGUGAGUGAUAAAUUACAGAGUUGGAAAAUAUUCACAUAAAAAAAAAAUUUACGAGAGUUGCAAUUUUUACUAAACAGCUGGUAUCAGUGUGAUAUCAAUAUCAAUGUUGAAGUAUUAAUAUCGUAAUCGUAAAAAGUACUUGCAAACUUAUUUUCGAUAUUUUAAAGAAUCGAUUACGUGUUCUGUAUAUUUCUCAAUAAUACGAUAUGUCCACACGAUAUAUGAAAAAAGUUUACGGCAGUGAUGUGAUCCUUGACAAGGAUAACGAUGGUGCAAGUGACAUAGAAAUUUCAGUGACCAACGACACCAAGUCCAAGUCUUUUAACGUUUUUAAUGUAUUAAAUCAAAAUUCAGACAAUGACGAGCAAGAAAUCAGUGAUAAGCAAGAUGAGGAGGAUUUGGUUACAAACGACACAAAUUGCAACGACAUGAAACGUAAAAAAAAGAAGAAGAAGCGUAAGAAGUUGGAGAAUAUUAAAAGUCAACAGCAUCGUGAUACAGAAUGUAAUGAAAAUGUAGACGAAAUUGAAAGAAGCAUAUUGGAAGUGAACAAAUUACUUGGGGAACCAGUAGCAGGCUGCAGUAAUCAAGUUUUAGAACCGCAAUGGAUUAAUAAAAAAACUAAAGAAGACAUAUUAUCUGUACAGCACAAACACUUGAAUCCAUAUAACGAAUUGAAGAGAAUUUUUGGUAGUAAAACUGUACAAGCUGAACGAAGCAAAAGCAGAAACAGAGGUCGUACUGGACAUUUGAAAAAGACAUGGUUGGUUUGCCCGCGGGAUAAUUGGCCACCGAUUGGUAAAUCUGGAUUAUCGAUGUCUUUAGAUAACAGUAUGGAGACUGCAGGGAAUGUACAGUAUUUUGUAUUUGAACAUAGCUCUUCGUACAAACAGACGCAAAUGAGAUUCUUGCAAGCUGUUGAAAGUUUAAAUCCAGAGAACAUAAUUAGCAUAAUAAAUAUACAUUCUUAUCAUGUGGAUGCUCUUCUGCAAGUAGCAGAGCUCUGUAAAUUAAGCGAAGAUUUACCAAUGGCAGCACAAUUUGUUGAGCGGGCUCUUUACUGCUUAGAAUGUGCAUUUCAUCCUUCCUUUAAUGUAACAACUGCUCAAUGUAGGCUAGAUUACAGGAAACAACAAAAUCGUGCAUUGUUCAUAACACUUUUUAAACAUCUUGGAUUUGUUGGAGGACGGGCUUGUUAUAGAACAAGCUUGGAAUUUUGUAAAUUGCUUCUGUCAUUGGAUCCUGAUGGUGAUCCACUAGCGAUGGUCUUAGCCAUUGAUUUCUAUGCUUUAAGAUCUAAAGAAUACGAAUGGUUUAUAGAAUUUUGUGAUCUUUGGGAGAGUGCUAGAAAUCUAACUCAAUUGCCAAACAUAGCUUAUAGUUUGGCCUUGGCUCACUUCCGUUUGGGAAAUAAGUCUGAUGCUGAUACGCUUCUGCAAAAUGCUCUUAUCAUGUUUCCAGGUGUAUUAAUGCUAUUAAUUGAGAAAUGUAGCAUACAAAGCGACGUUAAGGUAAUGGGUCAUGAAUUCUUCAACUCCAAAGCACAAGCUAGUACAUCACCAGCUUUAGAGAAACUGCAAAAUUUAUACGUGGUGCGUUGCUUCCACGUAUGGAAGGAGGCAGAUAUUUUACCAUGGUUGGAAAAAUGUGUGCACGCUGUGCUGAAACGUAUUGAGGCUAAAGAUGAUUAUGUCAAGUAUUGUCAACUAAUGCGUAGCAAACGCUAUCAAGGAAGGCUACCAAAAAAUAUUUUGAGACACAUCAUAUUAGCAGACAUGAAAGAAGUUAUAAUUAACGUUCAAGAAAUCCAGAAUGAAGGUCCUGUGUUGUCACAUGAUCCAUUACCGCCGAUAGACACUAUCGAUAUCUAUAAGAGGCCUACGGCAAAUGAUAGACUAGCUGAAAGAAAUUCAAACGUCUUUUCUCUCUUCUUCACUUCACUAUUCACGGAUAUCAAUGGCGAAGUAACAGCUGCUGCUUUAAACGGUUUAAAUUUAUUCGAGGAAAAUGAUGACAAUGCAUAAUAUUUUCUAAACACGUGGAACUUAAUAAUAACACAAACUAUACAAUAAAUUGUUCCGUUUUAAAUAGUGUAUAAAUGCAUGUAAGAAUACGAAUACAUAAUUAGUAAAUAAUAGUACAAUCAAAAAAUUUCGAGUAUAAAGAAACAAAGUUGCAAUUUUGUUAGUUUCUCCAAUCAAUAAAAAAAUUUUUUAUUUCCUUUUUUUUGAAUAUAUGUAUGUAUAAUGCUACAUUAUCAUGAAGCAUUCAAUAAUAAAUGAUUAUUACAAAUCUGUUAUGUACGCGUCUUCUGAACAUUUGUAAAUAUGAUAAAUAUAUCUAUAUAUUUUGCAGUAAAUAAAAUAUAAAAUAAAUUCUAUAUGCGUCUCAUGUACAUUGUAUACAUGUAUCUACCGUACAUUAUAAACAAUCAUUGUAUUAAAUAUAAGAAAAACAAGAAUAAACAUUAUCAUAUUAA
This is a messenger RNA of Linepithema humile (Argentine ant), 2573 nucleotides long. RefSeq names its product Nuclear localized protein 1 (gene Nulp1). Gene Ontology annotation, cellular component: RQC complex. NCBI's taxonomy places the organism in Eukaryota, Metazoa, Arthropoda, Insecta, Hymenoptera, Formicidae. The record is from RefSeq and is a predicted model, not a curated record.